UGUCACAUUACUCGACAGCCCGCACAUUCACUUUGCCAUUGCUUUAGCCUUUGUGCUGUAGCUUGCAAGGAACGUCGGAGGAGGACGGACUGAGCGCUACUACUGCUUGCCCGGCCGGCGGACAGACACCGCACCAGUGCCCGCUCGUUUGCUUGCGGGCGGCGUCGGCGGCGGCCACCGAUCGCAUCGCGGCGAGAUCGAUGGCGACAAGGUGCUUCUUCCCCAGGGACGCGGUGGCCGAACGGCACCAGUCCAAGGCGGCCGCGGAGGCGCUCGAGCAGCUGCACCACGGGGGGCGCGUCCUGUCCCGGGAGGAGGUGGGCGGCGCGGUGCGCGUCAAGAUCGUGGUCAGCAAGCGUGAGCUCAAGAAGAUGGUGGCCGCCCUCGGCACCGGCGGCGAGGUGGCGGCCGCUGCGGCGUCUGCGGAACGCCGCAGCCGCCAGCGCGCGGCGGGCGGCGGCACCGACGCCGAGCAGAGGCUGCAGUCGCUCCGGCGGCGCAGCAUGCGCAGGGCGGCCGAGGAGACGAGGCGGAUGCAGGCGAGCGGGGAGUGGGAGCCCGGCCUCCAGAGCAUCCCCGAGGAGGUCUACUGAGUUACCGCUAGUGGUCUAGUAGAUGGCGCCGUCGGUGAUGGUUAAUCACUUUACUAAUUAUAAGGUUGGGUUUUGAUCACCUCCUGCUAAAUGCUACUCGUAGAUGUAUGUGUACAGUGCUCUUGAUUUGUUCCUGUUCCUUGACUAUGAGGGUUAAACUUCUGCUGGUUAAUCCUCCUCCUCCAUCAGCUUGUGCGAUUUUUUCCGGUUAAAUUUUGGGGAUUGUGUGAAACAGAUGAAAAAUGAGAGGUGAUCUGACUACAAUGCAAGAGCUGCAUUCAUCUGAAA
Molecule: messenger RNA, 881 nt
Organism: Aegilops tauschii subsp. strangulata
Lineage: Eukaryota; Viridiplantae; Streptophyta; Magnoliopsida; Poales; Poaceae
Source: RefSeq, a predicted model, not a curated record